CUUGACCUCAACGUGCUUUCGCCAAAUGCCUAAAAUACGUACUAAUCGAACAAAGAAGCCCCCAGAGGGCUUUGAGGAGAUAGAAAGUAUUCUGGAUGACUACUCUAAGAAGAUGCGAGAUGCCGAGAAUGAGAGCCACGAGGGAAAGCGCAAAGCCGAGUCCCUCUGGCCUAUUAUGCGUAUAUCACAUACGAGGUCAAGGUAUAUCUAUGAGUUGUAUUACAAGCGCGAGGCGAUAUCCAAGGGACUUUAUGACUGGCUGUUAAAGGAGGGAUACGCUGAUGCAAAUCUCAUUGCGAAAUGGAAGAAGCCUGGGUACGAGAAACUCUGCUGCGUACGGUGUAUCCAAACGAGAGAUAUGAACUUCCAGGGUUCUACAUGCAUCUGUCGCGUUCCUAAGGCUCAAGUGAAGAAGGGAACGAUCGUCCAAUGCGUUCAUUGCGGCUGUCGUGGGUGUAGCUCUGACUCGUGAACAAAAUUCCCCGCGUAUUUUGAACCGAACAUCUGCGAUACCUCCAACCCCCACCCACACUUCUGUACACCAAAUACCUUGUGUUGUUUAUUGCCCAACUUGACAUUCAGAGAGGCGAGGGAGAGAUGCUCUUUUGGAGAGUUUGUGUGUUCGCAUUUCCUCACAGGGACAAUCAUUUCGCAGUAGUCUUUGGAUCGCAUUGACGCCCGUCGGGUUCUACCAGCUCUUAUUCUGCGCAAGCUUGUUCUCCAAGAGAGUCUUUUCGAGGCAUCAUAGUUCGUAACCUGGUGUAACUACCGCCUAGAGCCCAGCCCUCCGAGCUUGGAGGAAACAUUGAUGACCACUAAUCACCAAAUGUAUGCGUAAGUGUUAUUACGUAAUGUUAUUCAAUGGGGGGGGUCAUUACCAGCGGGGCUAACCGAAUAUGUGCU
Messenger RNA from Cantharellus anzutake, 903 nucleotides. RefSeq names its product G10 protein. The transcript is spliced from 5 exons. Lineage: Eukaryota; Fungi; Basidiomycota; Agaricomycetes; Cantharellales; Hydnaceae. Gene Ontology annotation, biological process: mRNA splicing, via spliceosome. Gene Ontology annotation, cellular component: spliceosomal complex; nucleus. Bases 26 to 472 code for a protein of 148 amino acids. The record is from RefSeq and is a predicted model, not a curated record.